UCGAACGCAGUUAUUUGUUCUUCUACUUCUAACCUAACCCUAACCACAAAAAAAAAAUCGCCCCUUUUAAAAUAAUUUCAUUUCUAAUAUUUGUUGUAAAUAAUUAGCAAUAAUAGCUCUAACUUCUAGUUCUCCACAAUAAAUCAUGAGAUUCUCUUUUACAAAUUUCGCCAGAAUCGGAAAAUGGUCGCAACAAUUCGGCAAUUUGCCAGAAAGAUACAUAGAAAGGGCCAUGAACCAAGUGUACUGGAAAAACCCCAAGGGUCCCCAGUACAAACCCAAUGCCGUUUUACAAAGGAAAAAAUUUAAAAUGGGAGUCCACAGGCCGUGGACUAUGGAAUUCAAGAACGAGAAUAUGCCUAAAACUUAUUCGCCGAAAAUAUUUGUCGAGCCUAUCAGGGAAUGGAGCUAUUUUAGGGGGGAUCGUGUUGAGAUUUUAGUGGGUAAGGACAAAGGUAAACAAGGCAUAAUUAAAACAAUAAUCCAAGAAAGAAAUUGGGUCCUUGUAGAAGGGCUAAAUUGUAAACUGAAGAAUUUAGGAAAAGAUGAAAAAAAAGAUUUUGAGGGUGUAUAUAUUCAAGAAGAACAACCUUUAUUAGUUACCACUGAUAUUGCUUUAGUUGAUCCAUCUGAUUUGAAAUCUACGGAAUUUGAAUGGAGAUUCACUGAAGCAGGAGAAAAAGUUCGAGUCUCUGCAAGAAGUGGCCGUAUAAUUCCAAUUCCAGCCUCUGUAGAAGAAACCAUAGAUUAUAAAAGCAAAUCCACGUACAGGGAACAACCAAAAGAUACCACAACUGAUGUAGUAACUGAGAUAACUUUUGAACCUAAAUUGUGCACAUUUGAAAUGGAUAUAAUGGAAAAGAUGGGUAUAAAAGAAGAUAGGGUACCUCCUAAAUCUUAUUGGUACUAAAAAAUGUUGAUUAGAUGUUAAAUUGUGUUUUAUUUAGAUGUAUUUAAAUAUGGGCUCAAAUUAGGGGC
Ceutorhynchus assimilis (cabbage seed weevil) is the source of this 978-nucleotide messenger RNA. NCBI's taxonomy places the organism in Eukaryota, Metazoa, Arthropoda, Insecta, Coleoptera, Curculionidae. The record is from the annotation of a GenBank genome assembly.